AUGGAGCUGUUCCAAGCCAAGGAUCACUACAUCCUGCAGCGCGGGGAGCGGGCGCUCUGGUGCAGCCGGAGGGACGGUACCCUGCAGCUGCGACCCGCCACUGAUCUUCUUCUGGCCUGGAAUCCUGUCUGUCUGGGCCUGGUAGAGGGAGUGAUUGGGAAAGUUCAGCUUCAUACAGAUCUACCAUGGUGGCUACUUCUCAUUCGCCAGAAAGCAUUGAUUGGCAAGCUUCCAGAAGGCCAUGAAGUAUGCAAAAUAACCAAAAUUGCAGUGAUUCCACUCUCUGAAACAGACCCUCAGGAUCUGGAGUUGGAGCUCUGUAAAAAGCAUCACUUUGGGAUAAAUAAGCCAGAGAAGAUUACACAGUCUCCAGAUGACUCUAAAUUUCUACUCAAGACCUUUACUCAAAUUAAAUCAAAUGUGUCUGCAUCAAAUAAAAAGAAGAUAAAAGAAAGUAAGGAGAAGGAGAAACUGGAGAGGAGAUUAUUAGAAGAACUCUUCAAAAUGUUCAUGGAUUCAGACUCCUUUUACUACAGUCUGACUUAUGACCUAACAAACUCUGUCCAGAAGCAAAGCUCAUGUGAGAAGACUAACUUGCCACUGUGGAGGAAAGUUGAUGACAGAUUCUUUUGGAACAAACACAUGAUUCAAGAUCUCAUCAAUACUGAUAACGCAGAAGUGGACUCUUGGGUUAUACCCAUCAUCCAGGGAUUUGUACAGAUUGAAGAACUUGUAGUUAAUUACAAUGAUGCAUCUGAUGAUGAGAAAAGCAGUCCAGAGACGCCUCCUCAGGAGCCAAUUUGUGUAGAUGAUAUUCACCCGCGAUUUCUGGUAGCACUUAUCUCACGCCGAAGUCGGCACAGAGCUGGGAUGCGGUAUAAACGAAGAGGUGUUGAUAAAAAUGGGAAUGUGGCAAAUUAUGUGGAGACAGAGCAAUUGAUUCAUGUCCAUAAUCAUACUCUCUCAUUUAUUCAAACACGAGGCUCUGUGCCAGUGUUCUGGAGUCAGGUUGGAUACAGGUACAACCCACGACCACGACUAGACAAGAGUGAAAAGGAAACUAUACCCUAUUUCUGUGCACACUUUGAAGAACAACUGAAAAUUUACAAGAAACAGGUUAUUAUUAACUUGGUGGAUCAGACUGGACGAGAGAAGAUUAUUGGAGAUGCUUACCUUAAACAAGUACUACUAUACAACAAUUCAAACCUUACUUAUGUUUCCUUUGACUUCCAUGAGCACUGCAGAGGAAUGAAGUUUGAAAAUGUUCAAACAUUAACUGAUGCCAUUCACGAUAUCAUCCUUGAUAUGAAGUGGUGUUGGGUUGAUCAAGCUGGUGUGAUUUGUAAACAAGAAGGAAUUUUUCGUGUUAAUUGUAUGGACUGUCUGGAUCGGACCAAUGUAGUCCAGGCUGCUAUUGCAAGAGUGGUCAUGGAACAGCAGCUAAAAAAGUUGGGUGUGAUGCCACCAGAACAGCCUUUGCCAAUGAAAUGCAACAGAAUCUACCAGAUAAUGUGGGCAAACAAUGGAGAUUCCAUAAGCAGACAGUAUGCUGGAACAGCAGCUUUAAAGGGUGACUUCACAAGAACUGGCGAAAGGAAACUGGCAGGAGUAAUGAAAGAUGGAGUCAAUUCUGCAAAUAGAUACUACUUGAAUCGCUUCAGGGAUGCUUAUAGGCAAGCAGUCAUAGAUUUGAUGCAAGGUAUCCCUGUGACUGAGGAUCUUUAUUCCAUAUUUACAAAAGAGAAAGAACAUGAAGCACUGCACAAGGAGACACUGAGAAGCCAUCAGGAACUGAUCAGCCAGCUAUUGCAAAGUUACAUGAAACUACUCUUACCAGAUGAUGAAAAAUUCCAUGGUGGAUGGGCACUUAUUGAUUGUGACCCAAGCCUCAUUGAUGCUACUCACAAAGAUGUGGAUGUUCUAUUGCUGCUUUCGAACUCUUCCUACUAUGUGGCGUAUUAUGAUGAUGAAGUUGACAAAGUAAAUCAGUAUCAAAGACUAAGCCUCGAAGCCUUGGAGAAAAUAGAAAUAGGUCCUGAACCCACCCUUUUUGGAAAGCCCAAGUUCUCUUGCAUGAGGUUGCAUUAUAAAUACAAUGAAACAAGUGGAUAUUUUCAUACUCUCAGAGCUGUGAUGCGCAACCCUGAAGAAGAUGGAAAAGACACCCUUCAGUGUAUUGCAGAGAUGCUGCGAAUCACGAAGCAAGCUAUGGGAUUAGAUGUGCCCAUUAUUGAGAAAAAGCUGGAGAGGAAGAGCAGUAAACCUCAUGAGGACAUCAUUGGCAUUAGAUCCCAGAAUCGAGGAUCCCUGGCCCAAGGCAAGAAUUUCUUAAUGAGCAAGUUUUCAUCUCUUAAUCAGAAAGUCAAACAAACCAAAUCCAAUGUUAACAUUGGCAGUCUUCGCAAGUUAGGGAAUUUUACCAAGCCUGAAAUGAAAGUCAAUUUUUUAAAACCCAACUUGAAAGUUAAUCUUUGGAAAUCAGACAGUAGCCUUGAAACUUUGGAAAAUCCAAUGGCAGAUACUAAAGUUCGUGCUGAAUCAGAUAUUGAAAUAUCAGAUGAUGACUCUUUUCAUUCCGAUGACUUCCUGACAAAUUCUAAAUCUGAUGAGGACCAUCAGUUAACUGGCUCUUUAGAGAAUGUGGGACAGAUAGACUAUGUUUUGCCCAGCUGUGGUAUCAUUGCAUCAGCUCCUCGACUGAGUAGUCGGUCCCAGUCUAUAAAUAGCACUGACAUCAACAUUAGCAUUCACAUUCCUUCAGAGAUCCAUGUUGCCCAGGCUAGCCGGCCUGAGUGUGAAGACAGACCUAUGCAGGGAAGUCCUUUUGCUGACAAUGUGGCGAUGGAGUUCACUAAACCCAUCGAUGCAUACUGCCACAGAUUUGUACAAGAUGCUCAAAACAAGAUGACAGAAGAUUCAGUGGCAGAGACUGCUCCUCAAAAGCCCUGCCAAGGAGUAGAUCAAACCAGCAAUAAUGCUUCUCAGAAAACAGAAACCUGGUCAGAAACAAACAGAGACAUCCCUUCAAGGCCAUCUAAAUUGGAUGUACCAUUUUCUGAGUCAGGUUCUCAGUUCUUAGCUGUUGAGGAAGUUUACUCCAAUAGAUCUCAUAAGAGCCCAGGAUCUGCAUCCAGUAUUCUUGAAGUUGAGACAGGACUUCAUAUGACUCCUUCUCCAGCAGACAGUAACGGCAGCAGAGCAGUCUCCCCCUUUGCUAAGAUCCGCAGUUCUAUGGUCCAAGUUGCUAAUAUUACACAAGCUGGAUUAACCCAAGGGAUAAACUUUGCAGUGGCAAAGGUGCAGAAGAGCCCAGCAGAACCAGAGGCCGUAAAUGAAGUCCAACAAAAUGAACUGAUAGAAAUGUUUACACAGUGCCAGACCCGAAUAAUUCAGAUUUAG
Messenger RNA from Emys orbicularis (European pond turtle), 3399 nucleotides. It is a transcript of the gene INPP5F, whose product is annotated as inositol polyphosphate-5-phosphatase F. The transcript has 20 exons. Gene Ontology annotation, molecular function: phosphatidylinositol-4-phosphate phosphatase activity. The record is from RefSeq and is a predicted model, not a curated record. Gene Ontology annotation, cellular component: clathrin-coated endocytic vesicle; early endosome. NCBI's taxonomy places the organism in Eukaryota, Metazoa, Chordata, Testudines, Emydidae. Gene Ontology annotation, biological process: regulation of endocytic recycling; phosphatidylinositol dephosphorylation. The coding region runs from base 1 to 3399 and encodes 1132 amino acids.